GCUUGUAAGCCAGCCGGACCUGUCAACAAGAUCUUGCCACUGGAGCUGCGUCUCUUGCUAAUAAAACAGGCCCAUUACAGAUCAACGGAGAGGAGAAGGUAACCCGCAGGAGCUGCCACUGUGGUGUCCCCGGGCCAAAGGGGGUGAUUAUGCGGCCGGGACGGCGUCUGUAACGCGGCUUUAACACAUCUCGGUCCAGGCUUUGGGAGCGCAUUCCUUGGAGGGAGUCCAUACUUUCUGCCACGAUGGAGGUCAGCGGAGCCCCGGCCGACGUCCUCCUCCAGCGUCCCUGGCUUCCUGUGAACAUCAGCGGCUGCCAGCUCCUCACCAAGACCUGGUUUGGGGACUCCUCAUACCACAUCCUGCUGACGGACAUGGUCUGCGUGUGGGAGGAGUGGAUGGACUCGGCCGCCAUUCAGAGACGUUCGCAGGAGCUGAACAAGCGUUUGCGAGCCCCAGUCAAGGCUUUCUUCUCCCACCUGUGCGAGGUAGUGCAGCCCUGUCUGUCAGGGAGCAGCACCGGCACCGACCAAGCCGACGACGAAGCUCAGAUCUCCCUGACGAGACGCGAGGGUGGCAACAUGGUUAUGAGGCUGAAGAGCGAGCUGGCGGGGCUGCCCUUCUACUGGGAGUUUCACUGCACCCCCGCCCCUGUCACGAUGGCCUGCGUUCAGCUAGUGCGCCCCCUUCUGACGAUGAGCCGCCUACUGCAGCGGCAGGUUGCGCAGCUGGGAUGUCUGCUGAUGAGGAAGGACGCAGAGAUCCAGGACUACAGGGAGAACGGAGCCACGCUCACCAGAGAGCGGCUGCAGACCGAUGUUUUUGAAGAGCAAACGUACAGAGAGGACUUCAUGGCAAAGGCUCUUCCUCCGCUGCUUUCCGAGCAGAAGGACGCGCUAGGCUUCGACGCGGACCUGCAGGGCCUGUACGCGGCGGUCGUCGCUCACGGAACCGAGCGCGCGCAAAAACGCAAACUCUCAGAGGAGCGCCGCGACGGCGACAACGACGAGGAUCCUGACCUCACUCCAUCUUUAGGCGUUGGAUCUGUCAGCGGUGAAACGGUCGAGAGCGACCAGGAGCGUGACCGCAACGGUCAGACGGAGGAGGCUGGAGCCAAAAUGGCUAAAAGAGCCACAGUCCAGCAGUCCCGUCCUGCAAGGACUGUCCCUGCAGAGCGACCGCCCUCUAAACCAAAGAAGAAGAAAGUGGGACUUUUCAGAUGAGCAGUAGGAGACGCACACACACUCACACACAAGCAACUUCACAGUGAACUCCAUGGAAACUUUUUUUUUUCUUCCAUUUUAUAACUUUUAUUCUGAAAAGCACUUGCAAAAGUGCAAAUAAUUUAGCUGCUUUUAACUUCGAUUGGAUUUUAUCACAUUGAUGGCUUUUACAUAAAAAUGUAGUGAAAUAAAUGCCUUUUUUUAAUGAUAUUUAUUGUGUUUAGUUAGAAUAUUCUGUACUUAAGCCAAUGUCAGUUUCUGUGACCUUUGAAACUGAUUGUUGUGUUUCAGGAGCAUAUAAAGAUGUUUGUUUUUAAUUUUAAUGGCUGUUGUUCUUUAUUCACAGCUGUAAUGUAAAGAGAAAAUAAGUUUAAAUAUAGCGAGACGUGUUUGUAUCUCAGACCGGCAGAGUAUAAAGGGUCAAGAGUGGUCGACGGCGCGGCGGCCUCGCCCCCCUUUUUCUUUUUUUUUUCAGAGAAUAGUGAGAUGUUGACUCAAGGUGUUGCAGCAUCUCGGGAAUGCUAUUGAAGCCUUAGUUGAAAAAAGUCACUGUUUGUCUGCACGACUGUGAGGGAUUUCAAGUGUUUCUGUGUCACAAACACAAGACUUUAGAGAUUUUAGGAACUUUUUUACUAGAUAUUAGGAGUAAGUUGGGACAAAAAAAUUGCAAAAACAAGUAAUAAUGUCAUUAAUAUGAAUUGCAAUACAUGUAAUUCUUGUAUUAACUCCUUGGUUGUUAAUUGCUGCGUUUAAACUCUUCUGUUUUCUAUCCCAUUCCCUAGUUAGUAGCUGCAGUUAACAGUUUAAUUAGUGUGUUAAUCUGUUUUUCUACUCCUAUUUUUGUCAUGGAUUAUUCAUUUAUUAUCUUUCAAGCGUCUGAAGACUGCAGGUUUUAAAAAUAAAAUCAUUUUCUUCGCUUUUAAAAGUCUCAUAAAAAACUAAACGAGACAUUUUCAUGACAAGCGCGGUGAAUCAAUUUAUAGUAAAACAUUACGAAUGAUUGUUAUUGUCUUAUUGUUAUGAUCAGCACCAUCUCUGGGAAACGUCCUUAUAGCAAAACAUGUGAAAGCGCCAUAAAGUAUAGUAUUAUUUAAUAUUUCCAGUUUAAAUCCGUUCAAGCUUUUGUGCCAGAAGUGUAAAUAUGUUAACUUUAUGUGAGUAAAUCCAGUUAAAGACCAUUUGGGUCCAUAAACAAAUCUUUCUAAAGACCUGCUGCUGCUCCUCAGACCUCAGUUUGGCAUCAGUGA
Messenger RNA from Solea senegalensis (Senegalese sole), 2470 nucleotides. RefSeq names its product nonhomologous end-joining factor 1 (gene nhej1). Gene Ontology annotation, cellular component: nucleus; DNA ligase IV complex. Gene Ontology annotation, molecular function: DNA end binding. The transcript is spliced from 9 exons. Bases 246 to 1223 code for a protein of 325 amino acids. NCBI's taxonomy places the organism in Eukaryota, Metazoa, Chordata, Actinopteri, Pleuronectiformes, Soleidae. Gene Ontology annotation, biological process: double-strand break repair via nonhomologous end joining. The record is from RefSeq and is a predicted model, not a curated record.